AUGUCCGAUAUGGCCGUUUCGACGGACCAUAUCCCUGAUCGAGGUCCCGCAGUCUUCGCCGUCACCACAGCCACGCUGGUGGUCGGCACGGCUUUCUUCAUCGCCAGGCUGUUUUGUCGGUCACUGAUCGUCAAGCGCGUCAGUUGGGACGACUACUUCAUUAUCCUGGCAUGGUUCCUGGCUGUCGGCCUCAGCACCACCAUCGACAUUGGCACGAGCAAGGGCUUGGGGAGGCACGAUGCAAACAUUGCUAGUGGAGACCGUCUUCCGCUUAGGAAGACGGAGUAUGCCUUCUCCGUGCUCUACAACCCUGCGCUCAUGGCGCUCAAGACCAGCAUCCUCAUCUUCUACCUGCGUCUCUCCAAGAACACACAGCAGAUCCUUCGCAUCGCGUCAUGGGUUGUGCUGGCUAUCGUCAAUACCGCAGGAAUUGUGCUCACCUUCCUAAACAUUUUCCAGUGCAACCCGGUCAUUGCGGCCUUCAGCCUGUACAGGUACCAAGCCCAGUGCAUACCCCUACUCACCGAGUUCAUUUGUUCCGCGCCGGUAAACAUCGUCACCGAUCUCGCGAUUCUGGCCCUCCCGAUCCCUGUUCUCACGGGAAUGAGGUUGCCUAAGCGACAGAAGUAUAUCCUAGUCUUCACCUUCUCCCUGGGUAUAUUCGUUACUAUUGUGGAUGUCGUCCGCAUCUACUACUUGCAACAAGCCAUCUCUUUCGUCCCAACUACUCCGUCGAACGAUCCGGAUGCGUUAUUUGGCGACAGCCCAGAAUUCGCUUGGAAUGCGUCCUUGUCGUUGAUGUGGUCGGCGGUAGAGGUCAAUGUGGGCAUGAUUUGUGCCUGUAUCCCAACGCUCAAGCCUUUGAUACUCAAGAUCUUGCCCACGGUGCUUUUUGAUCCAGACGGGACACACGAUUCCAGCUUGUCAACGUACGCUACCGACACACAAGACAAGGAACCAACUGGAAGUCAGAAUGCCACCGCACCUGCCGAGUCAGGCGAAGGACCCGAAUCUCUUGCAGUACCCGCCCAAGCACAGCAGCAGGACUCGUCCGCAGAGCAGAUCUCCUGCCUCGAUUUUCUUACGACGCCGGAUAUGGUCAAUCCCGCUUCUCCGAACUCUGUUCCGCCCCAGCCCGGCUCUCCGGCAACAAGACUCACCUGGAUGUCUGGGAGGUCCCGAAACGACAAUGCUAUUUAUUUCGGGUUUGUUAACAUGAAAAGACCCAAGAGCAUGAUCAAGACAGCCCCUGCCGAGUCCUUGCGGUACUGUGUGGUUGUCACCAUCCUCUUCCUGCUCUGGGGUUUCUCUUACGGGCUUUUGAACACGCUUAAUAACGUCAUUGCCACCAUUUCCGAUAUGAGCACGGCUGAGACAUUGGGACUGACCACUGCGUACUUUGGCGGCGGCUAUUUCUUCGGACCGCUUGUUGUAGGGGAAUGGGUCCUCCGUCACGACGAACAUGCUCGCUUCCACAGGAAUCGACGCAGGCACAAACAUCGGGACGCGGUCGGCGGUUUCAAGGCCACAUUCAUCCUAGGACUUUGCAUAUAUGGCAUCGGAACGAUCAUGUUUUGGCCAUGCGCCGUUCUGACCUCGUUCCCCGGUUUCAUGAUCAGCAACUUUGUUGUUGGGUUUGGGCUGGGUGUCCUUGAGACGGCAGCGAAUCCCUUUAUUAUCCUAUGUGGACCUCAGCAACACGCCGAAACUCGGAUACUAAUAGCGCAGGGUUUUCAAGGUGUUGCAAGCGUCAUAAGUGGACUGCUAGCACAGAAAGUCUUCUUCGACGACAUCGCCGACAGCGAGGGAAGGCGAACCAGCCUGGAGUUGAUAGACGUGCAGUGGACAUACCUGGCCAUCACGCUUUCUUGCGUUGCUUUGGCCCUCUUCUUCUAUUACAUGCCACUGCCGGAGGUUACCGAUGCUGAACUGGGCCGCGUUGCGGAUCGUCUGCCCGUUGACGCGAAGAAACGGACCAUUGGAGGACUGCAGCUUAGGACGUUGUGCAUCAUCCUCGCUGUGAUGGCACAGUGGUUUUAUGUUGCUGCGCAGGAGUCCAUGUCGAUUUUCUUUGACGAUCUCAUGACUUCUACGUUACCAGGUGCCUCAGAUGCCGAUCAUCCUAGAGGCCUUGUCCUCUCCGUAUCCGAUUACCUUCUCGUUGCUCACGCCGCCUUCACGAUCUCUCGCUUUAACUCAGCCCACCUCGCAUGGCUGUCGGUUAAGCACCCACAGAGCCGACUCGUACCGACACCUCGCACCCAGCUCACCAUCUUUUCUACCCUAUCUGUUAUAUUCGCACUCCUAUGCGUCGUGCUGCGCCCCUCGAACUCGAAUCUUAUCGCCAUCCCCGCAAUCUUGUUCUUCUUUGCCGAAGGGCCCAUCUGGCCUCUCAUCUUCGCAAUGGGCCUCCGUGGUCAGGGUAAUCGCACGAAACGCGCGGCAGCAUGGCUUACCAUGGGUGCAAGUGGACCAGCGUUUUGGCCGUUCGUGAUGUAUGGCAUUAUGAGCAACAAUGGCGCGUCCGUACAGCUUGCAUUCGUGAUACCCGUCAUUUUGCUGCUCUUCACGCUCGCGUACCCGGUCUUCUUGACAUUAUUGAGAGACGCGAGAGACCUUGUGGACCCACAAAUACCCCGGGGACGGCGUGCUAGUGCAGGUGGCGGUAUGGGCGGAGGAGAAUACCCGGAGAGCGGGCGCAGCACAAGGGACACCAGUGCCAACAUGGACGAGAUACUGCGGCAGAGGAGGAUGAGCAACGCCACUACUAAUUCCACCUCCAAGGAUGGUGGGGCGCUUGCCUUCGUCAUGGACAAGAUAAAUACAUUCAAUGAGAAAAGAAGAGAAAAGAGAAGACAGGGCUCUUCAACGACGACAAGUUCGUCACCGAUGUUUGAGCACAUGGAGCUACGUCGGGAGAGCGACGGGGACCGGUCUGGAAACGGUCAAGGACAGCCCAGGGGAAACAGGACACCAACGAUACCCGAGGAGCGAUGA
Diaporthe citri is the source of this 2997-nucleotide messenger RNA. RefSeq lists its product as uncharacterized. The record is from RefSeq and is a predicted model, not a curated record. Gene Ontology annotation, biological process: transmembrane transport. The transcript is spliced from 2 exons. Bases 1 to 2997 code for a protein of 998 amino acids. Gene Ontology annotation, molecular function: transmembrane transporter activity. Lineage: Eukaryota; Fungi; Ascomycota; Sordariomycetes; Diaporthales; Diaporthaceae.